AGUCUUUUUUUGGAAUUUGCUCCUUUGCGCUUUCCUGUUAUUGUGCGAGAUGAAAGACAUCAGAUAAAACUUGAUUUUAUUUUAAACUAAAAAUCCUUGUGGGCGGUCACAGGGGUGGUCUGAUACAAAAGCUUCCUCCAUUUAACUUGGGUAGAUGAUUCACUUUUUGAUCCCCCACUAUACAAAUACAGACCAAAAAAAAUAAAAUAAUAAUAACUAAAGCUAGGGUCAGUUUGUGAGGCGAGCUGAAAAUGAGAGUUCCUGUACAAAUCAUCAGCUUUUCCUGCUUUCUGUUUUCUGUUACCUUUGUGCACGGUCAAGAAUUUCUUAGAGAGGACAUUACAUACGAAUACACACAACCAGUUUUAAAUGUUUCAUACGCUGAUGGUGAAUCAGUGAGCGUGAACUGCAUGACAGGUUAUACUGGCUUUUGUAAGUUAAAGUGUAAAAAUGGACAAUGGCUUACGUUCAUUGCACAGAGAUGCUCAAAGAAAAAAUGUGGUCACCAAAAUGGUGAUUUUAAACUUUUAGAGGGAAAAGAUUAUACUUCUGGAGUAACAGUGGAGUAUUCUUGCGAGAAGGGGUACAAAAUGAUAAGCAGAAUCAAUCGGCAUCACUGUAGAAUUAAAGGGUGGGAUAAUUCUGUCCCUGUCUUUGAGGAGGUGGGAUGCCCUGUGAUUCACACAGAUGGAGAAGUGACUGCAAAGGAAGGAACUUAGGGCGAUGUUAUUCAUUUUGAGUGUGUAUCUUCUGACAAAAAGCUAGACGGAAAUAGUGACAUUCAUUGUACGGAGAACGGCGUUUGCAGCGGGCCCGUUCCAAAAUGCAUAGUUACUUGUAAGCUUGAGGUGACGGAACCUGAAGUAAUAAGAACCAUCCCAAUGGGAAAAACUGAUUUCAAAGCUGGAGAAAUGGUGGUGAUUAUCUGUUCUGCCAAAAACCAGCUCUUUAAUAAACAGGAAACAUUUACUUGCACAGACAAUGGGAAGUGGGAUUACAAGCCUACUUGUAAGGAGAGCAGAUGUGAAGCUCCAAUCAACCAGCACGUGUAUCUCCCAAAAUAUUACUUUAGUGGAGAUCUGAAACUGGGAGAAAAGAGAUCGUACAGUUGCGAGUCUGGAUAUCGUAAAUUAGCUGAAGUGGUCACAUGUACACGAGACGGAUGGGCACCAAAACCACUGUGUGCUGAAAUGAUGUGUAAUCCGCCAAAAAUUCCAAAUGCAGAGAUUGUGGGACAACAGAGAGCAAUCUACAGAAUCAAUUCAAAAAUACAAUAUAAAUGUCGUCCUGGAUUUGAACCAGAGGAGCCUGUAGAAAUCACUUGUGAUCCCCAGGGCCAGUGGACGGGCAUACAGCAAUGCUCUGAUGGUACCUGUCAGGAGCAAGAACUCAAAAAUAUAAAAAUUAUAUUUGGGUAUCCGAGCAUCGCUUUACCUUAUACACCUGGACAUAUCUUGGUUUUUCGAUGCACUGAUGACAACAUGAGGUUUUACGGCCAACGUGCAAUUGAAUGCCUGCCAGAUGGGAGGUGGAAUUACCCAUAUCCACAAUGUGGAGGAAAGGUUCAGUGCUCCCAACCAACAAAGAACUUGCAAUUUGUGACACUGGCAGAUGAGAAAACUGAAUACAGCAACUUUGAGAUACUGCAAUACACAUGCAAGAAACCUUACGAUCAAAUUCCAAGAGGAGUUUUGAUGUGCCAAAAUGGAAAAUGGAACGGAACGUUUGAUUGCAAAAGUACGAUCUGUCCACCUCCUCCAUAUCUUCAACAUGGAGACUACAGCAUCAACAGUGCAAAAGAUGAAGUGAUCACAGCAGUAUCUUACGCUUGCCAGUCUUACUAUGUGCUUACCAAGCAACAGGAUGUUUAUAAGUGUGUGGAUGGGAAAUGGGAGACCCCUCCAAAAUGCCUGAGACCUUGUGAAAUUGAUGACAUUGUUGAGAAGUACAAUCUGCAGCUUCCUAAAGAAAAGGUCUACAUAAGGCAUGCUGAAAAGUAUAGACUGAACUGUAGAGAUGGGUGGAAUACUGGAAGUGAUUUUAAACCUUAUGUGGAUGUGUCGUGUUCCAACGGGAAUCUGCAGAUUGACAAAAGUUGUAACUAACUAUUUACUGGAGUGGUGACUGAGGUACCCCAUUAAGUAAAAGUUACAAAUUUAUUUUUAUACAAAAGAAGACAUCCCUAAAAGGAGGUAAUAAGAGAUUUUAUUAGGUUUAACUCACUUCUGGUAUAAAUUUGCCCCGUAAUAUAUUUAAGUAUCUACUGUCAGUUAUUAAGUUCAGACAAGCUGUUCUCAGAAGACUCAUGUAAAUCUGUAAUAUUAUUGCAGUUUUUAAUGUGUUUGGUAGGCCAUUUUUUUGUACAAUGUGAUCAUGACAAACUAUCAAUAUCACACGAAAUUUCUCACAGGAACCACUUGGUGGUAGAGUUGCUUCACGCUUUUUGGCAAAGCACUAAGACAAUGUAAUCAUAACAUUAUGACUUUUUGUAAGGCUGCUAUGUGAAAAACUCUAUACAAAUAAAUUUGCUUGAAUUAGCCAUA
Molecule: messenger RNA, 2543 nt
Organism: Carassius gibelio (silver crucian carp)
Lineage: Eukaryota; Metazoa; Chordata; Actinopteri; Cypriniformes; Cyprinidae
Gene: cfhl3
Product: complement factor H like 3
Exons: 13
Source: RefSeq, a predicted model, not a curated record